Molecule: messenger RNA, 2842 nt
Organism: Pocillopora verrucosa
Lineage: Eukaryota; Metazoa; Cnidaria; Anthozoa; Scleractinia; Pocilloporidae
Product: E3 ubiquitin-protein ligase TRIM71-like
Biological process (GO): protein polyubiquitination; proteasome-mediated ubiquitin-dependent protein catabolic process
Molecular function (GO): ubiquitin protein ligase activity; protein binding
Source: RefSeq, a predicted model, not a curated record
GAAGAUGGCGUCGUUGAAAGUGUUUGGUGGUAAUGGAACUGAGGAAGGUAAAUUUCGGUACCCAAAUGGUAUGGCAGUCAGUAACAAAGGCGAAAUUGCCGUUAUAGAUACGUGUAAUCACCGUGUCCAACUAUUCAAGUCUGAUGGCGAGUUUUUGAGUUCGUUUGGUGCCCAAGGAGUUACCGAUGCUUACAUGAAUUUCCCAUACUGUGCUACCUUCGAUACUGACGGAAAUAUCAUCGUCACUGACUCGGACAAUCACAGAGUGGUAGUGUUCUCAUCAGCCGGCGAACUAAUACGGGUUAUCGCUAGCGAAAACCUGAGAAAUCCCUGGGGUGUUUGUAUCGCAGGCGAUGGCAAUAUCGCGGUUUGUAGUGGCGGCGAAAAGGGAGAAGUUCAAGUAUACUCGCCAGAGGGUACACUACUAAAGCAGUUUAGCGAUCCAAAAACGAAUAAUCGUCCAUCCUACGUCACCUACAGUCACGAAAAGUACUUUGUGUCUUACAGUGACGAUCAGUGUGUGAAAGUGUUCGACAGUCAAGGAAAUUUCCUGUUUGACAUCGGCGAAUCUGGGUUUUGCGACGGGCAGUUCAACAGACCGCGUGGACUGGCAGUCGAUCAACAUGAUCAGUUGUUGGUAUGUGACGGAUGGAAUAAUCGGAUACAAGUUUUCAGUUUGGAUGGCUCGUUCCUCACGAAGUUUGGAAGUCGCGGCAAAGGAGCUGGACAGUUCAUUUUCCCUAUCGACCUAUCGAUCACCCCAGAUGGACAAAUUUUAGUCUGUGAAGUCAAAGGAGAGCGUGUUCAGGUUUUUCAAGGAUUAGAUAAUCACCAAUGUAAAGACCAAUAACUAGUAUUGUUGUAGUACCAUUCCUUGUUAAUUAUUUUGGGAGAGCUAUCGAUCGAUACUUAAAACCCUUUUUCUCCGUAAGCUAUACGUGUAUUGUCGAUGAAUUUCGUGUGAUUUAUACAGUAAGUUUCGACUUUGUCAUGGACAUUGCAACUUAGAAGUCACGCACCAUGGACUUGAACUCUUUACACCGUUUUGUUCGUGUUUUGAUAGUAUUUUAGAGCAAGCCUAGUGACAAGUAGUGUGUAGUAUUACUAUUACCUCUUUAUUAGUAAAUUGUUUAGGGCCAAAAUCCCUUUAGUCGAUAUCAUGAUACAGUAUAUUUCUGUACUAGACCCUCUGAAAGUCUUUAGUAAUUCAGUAACCCUCAUCAAAUGUUUGGAAACAGUUGCUUUUUGUAUUUAGAAAACAUAGAAGCCAUUUUCCUUUACUUGUUAAUGUUAUCAAACAUAACCACUCAAAGGAUAUAUUUAGGUAGGAACAAGACUGAUGCACUGUGACCUGUAAACCUUUUUGUAACUGCAUAUUUCUUUUAUUUUACUCCUUUUUCGGUGUUGUGGAUUCCUCUACUUGUUUUUUUCUUUUUUGAAUUCAGGAUGAUCCAAAGUAUUAAACAAACACAAAAGAGGGGAGAUAUUUUUUCCUUUUUGUUGUUGUUGUGAAUGUCUUGUUCGAUCAAAACAAUUUUUAAAUGACAUAGGAUGUAUUUCAAAAGCUAGAAGUAACAUCCCUUACUUGAUGUUUAACCGACAACAGAUACAGCCAUUUUAAUUAUUUGGCUCAUUUUUUUCACUACCUUUAUGGCAAAACAUCAGCCAAAAUGAUAUCUUAAUCCACUGGGAUUAUUUAUCAGGUAAACUGUCUUAAAAACAACAGGAUCCAGAGUGAGUGUAAACUGAUAAUGCAUCCUAUGUGCUGUACAGUGAGAAAUGAAAGUGAAACAUUAAGUGAAGGAAGGGAUCAAACAGAAGAAUACCUUUCUUUUGUGAUUGUAUAAAACCUCAGUGGUAACUUUCAAGUAGAGAUGGGCCAUUCCUUGGGGUACUAGUUUCAAUUGAUCUUUCAUACACUUGUUUUUGCUCAUCUUUUGCAAACACUUUAACAGUGAUAAUAAUCCUCAAGCAGAAUUGAAUUUAAGAGCCACGUGAUGGGCAACAAGUAAAAUAUGUUAUAGAAAAGAGUGAUAACAAUCUUAAGAUAAAUUUGUUAUUCUUUGAUUUUUAGCAAUGUGAUCUAAGUUUCAUAUUUAAUGAUACAUUUACUAGUACUUGUAUUUAAUAUCAUACUACUGGGAAUAUGUACAUAACUUUGAGAGCUCUUUCUCUAUUCAGGAUUGGUUGAGUUCUGUUUGUGAGCUUGGUCUGAUUUAUUUCCAUAUAGUUCCAUAGCCUGAUUUGUAAUCUUAAUUCAUUUCAAAUUUGUUUAUUGUAAUUACUGUGUGAUGCAUUUUGAAGGGCAGUUUCUCAACUAGCAUGAUGUGGGAGAAGAGUCCUCUAUAACUAGUGGCUUAAUCUAGGAGUAUCAGUUCAUCAUGCUGUAUGAUGUUGGGCUGAUAGUAGUCCUGAAAAGGACUGCUGUUAGCAACACUGACUGACAUUUCAAUAGCCUGUGUGGAAGUUACUGUCAGGGUUGAAUUAGGAGUUGUUAACACACUUUGCUACAACAAUAAAUACUGUACAGAUAUUCCAAAUGCCAGUAUGUGACUCUCACCAGCUCUCUCUAGGUUCUCCAGCUCCAGGUUCAUCUUACCACAUGAUUGGGAGUCAGCAGCAGUAAGGAAUAAGAAGCCCAGACCUUGACAUGUUCACUCAUAGUAGACAUGUUUUUCUGUUUACUGUUUUCUCUUUGUGCAAGAUUGUAAGGUUUAAGUAUCUGUUACUGCUUUACCUUAAGCUCAGGCAAAAUAAUUAAGAAUGUAUGCCACAGCAUUAAAUCAGCACAAUAAGCUUGUAUGAAAUAUUUUACUGUAAUAAAUCACAAGAAAUGAAUUAC